GCGGAACGCAGCAUAUUGAUCUUUUUGUUUGACGUUUUGAAUUAGUAAUUUUGUGCUGUUUCGGUUAGUUUGCGUAUAAAUCAUAAUAGUAUUAUUCGAAAUGGAUUACAGCAGCACGGGUGCGAUGAGAAGUCCGUUCUCGCCUCGAGUGAGGCAGUCUGUUACAGGGCGAAGGCCCAUUGGGCUUUCGUCAGCUAAAAAGAACCAAAGUAAAUUUAUGCAGCCUACGGGUGAACCAGCUGGAGAUGUUGUGUACAAAACUCCAUUAACUACAAUAGAGACUUAUGGGAUGCCCCUCCCUGUGAUGGUUACUGAAGCCCUAACAUUUGCGAGUGGUGAGGUGAGCGUGCGGCUGUCAGCAUGCGGCUGGUGCUGGAUAGUGUCGGGGCGGCGCAUCAUCUCGUGGCCGCGCACCUCCACCACGUCCAGCAACACAUCCCUAGCACCGGCCAGCACCAUCGCCAGGGAACUGUCACUGCCUCAGACAGAUCUAGCACACAAGGCCGAUCUAGUCGUGCUGUUUUAUAUGGAAGGUGCACAGAUGCCAUCUUGUAUUGGAGUGUCCCCCGAGGGUACAGUCCGCUACUGGCCGUCGGUGGGCCAGGAGGGAGUGUACACAGAUGUGUCAUGUGAGCUGGCCGGCCAGGAGUGUGAGAAGCUGGGAGACUACACCCCUGAGGGCCUGGUGCUGGCCACCACUACAUGCACCGUUGUACUGCUCAACCCUACUGUUGUUGAGGGUCGCGCGACGGUGACGUGUCGCACGCUGCGGCCGCCCAGCGGCUGGCUCGGCGGCAUCGGCCGCCGCGUCUCGCUGCUGUUCUUCGGCUCCAUGCCUGCACACGCUGACACGAAACUAGUGGGCGUGGUGGUGCUGCCGGGCGGCGGCGAGGCGGAGAGCACGAUCGCGCUGGUGUCGGGCGGGCCGGCCCUGCAGCUGUGGCGCGGCGCCGAGCUGCACGAGCACGCGCUGCGCCGCCCGCUCACCGACGCCGUCGCCAGGACGCAUCUCGCCUCGCACGGGGACCUGAACAGCUUGGAGAUCAUGGCGCUAGACGUGCAGCCGAGCGGCAACAACGGGCUGCUGCUGCUCAUCGCCACCGUCAACGUCGCGCGCUCGCCCGAGAUGCGAUAUGCUAUCGCGCACGUGAGCGUGGAGGACGUGUCCGCUCCGCGCGUGUCGUGGCUGGUGCAGGCGCGGGGCUGGGCGGGCGACGCGGACGAGCCGCCGCGCUUCCUGCCGCUGCCGAGACACGCGCUGCUCUACACCAGGAACUACAUCGCCAUACUCUCCACGACGGUGUCGAACGACAAGGUGGAGUACAUCGACGUGUCGGGCGAGGGCGACGCGGUGCUGGGCGCGGCGCUGUGCGGGCCCACGCCGCUGCUCUUCAGCCGCAAGCACGGCGUGCUGGCGCUGGCGCAGCCGCCCCAAGCACAGCCCACGCCGUCGAUGUGCGAGAGUCCGCUGGGCUCGCCUUGUCCGUCUGACAUGUACGACGGCAACUUGUCGCUUUACGAGAUAGAUCCGCACGAGGUGAGCCUGGUGACGCAGGACGCGUGCGGCAAGCUGAAGACGGCGUUCCUGUUCCACGUGCGGCGCGAGACGGCCGCGUGCCGCGCCGCGCUGGCGGAGCUGUUCCCCGCGGGCGACGAGCGCGACGUGGACGCUCCGCUGGACCGCGCGGCGCGCCGCAUCGCCGCCGCGCUGCUGGACGACGCGCCGGCCGGCGACCCGCGCUGGCGGCGCCGCGGGCCCGCCACCGACAUCUGCCUCGGCAGCUCGGCGGCGCUGCAGCUGGACCGCCAGCUGCGCGACAAGCAGCGCGCCUUCUCGCUUUUCUGCGACUUCCUGCGCGCCGUCGGGCUUUGGCAGCGCCUCGGACUCGUCACUAACGAGUCUGGCGGCGGCGUGGUGAGCACGGAGAGCGCGCUGGGCGGGCUGGCGGAGCAGCUGGCCACCGCCAUCACACUGCGCAAGCUGCAGCAGGGGCCCGAUGCGCAGAUCAUCGACGCUGCCAUAUAUCAGGUGGUGUGCGGCAGCCGCGCGGAGCUGGAGGAGGAGCCGGAGGUGGAGGAGGCGCUGGCGUCGGGCGCGCUGGCGCCGGCCGACGUGUGCUACCGCCGCGUGUCGCGCGUGUGCCGCGUGCUGCGCGCGCUGUGUGCCGCGCCGGCGCCGCCCGCCGCCCGCGCCGCCGCCGCGCACGCCGCCGCCACGGCGCGCGUGCUGGCGGCGCUGCUGCGCGCGCGGCACGCGGCACGCGCGCACUGGCCGCCCGCGCCGCCCGCACUGGGCUCACGCACGCUGCUCUCCUGUCUCUCCGACUUCCACACGCGCGCCGUCACACAGGCGGCGCACGAUUGCCCAGAGCCGGCGCUGCGCGCGCAGGUGUACGAGACGGCAGCGGACCUGGCGGACCUCAUCCUCGCGGACGCCGAGCUGCUCAACUCGUCCUCGCACACGCAGCAUCUGUAUGAGCGCAUCCGCAGGGACACCAUACAGCCUUACGUGGAAGAGGGUCAGCGCGAGCGCGCGGCGGCGCUGGCGGAGAAGUUCAAGGACUUCGAGCUGCUCAUCGAGAUGUGCGUCGACAGCGACGACAUCGACAAACUGUUCGCAUACAUCGAUAAAUAUUCUAAUGAGGGCAUAGCAGAGAUAACAUUCGCCCGGCUAGCGGAGGGCGGCGGCCCCCGCAGCGCGCUGCUGCUGCGGCGCGUGGGGGCUCGUCUGGCGGCGCCGCUGCGCGCGUGGCUGCAGGCGGCUCCGGCACGCACGGCGCUGCUGGCGCUGCAUCUGCUCAGCACGCAGCACCUCGCGCGGGCGGCCGACGCGCUGCUCGUGCUCGCCAAUGAGGAAGUCGACAGCGUCAACAGACUCACCACGACGGCGUCGCUAGCGAAGCUGUGCCUGCACGCGGACUCGGUGGGCGGCGGCGCGGAGUGCGGCGCGUGGCGGCGCCUGGAGUCGCGCCUGGCGCUGGCCGCGCAGCACCGCGCGCUGCCCAGACCGCUGCGCCUGCACCACGGGCUCGACGGUGACGACACGCCCGUGCUGCCGCCCGAGCAACUCGUGCAGAUGUACAUAGAAUCGGAGAGCUCUGGUCUGACGGAGUACGACUACAAGAAGGCGCUGGACCUCACGGACUACGUGCACGACAUGGAGCGACGCGACGACCUGCGACUCCGGGUGUGGUGCGCGUGCAUCCGCCGCGACGACUGGUCGUCGUGCCGCGUGGACUCGCCGGCUGAUGAGCUGCACACCAAGAUGUUCUUCCGCCUCAUCGACCUCGUGCACGUCAUGGGUGGGGACCUGGAGCUCCUCCUGCCGCCGGUGGAGGACAUCCUGACGGCGCCGGAGCUAGCAGAGCUGGUGUCCGACCCUCGGUUCCACUUCAUCAUCAAGUACGGCUACGAGUGCGUCGACACCACCAGGAACCACGACAUGGCAGACGAGUAAACACCAUACAUACGGUGUAUCACUCUCAAUGGGUGUUAAAAGUGAGAAUUUUAAUAUUAAGGUUACAUGGGAUGCUGGUUUAAUCUUUACAAAAUUAAUAUAAACUACCUUAAAGUUAUGACAUCAAAUUAUUAUUAAUUGUUAUGAACUGUUAUGUACUGUGUUAAAUUAUUUAUUUUCGGUCGAAUUUACUAGCGCCCUCUCCCGACCCGUAAUAAAAGUGGCGAAAUUCGCUACAGUGCGCUAAAAAGUCGAUUACAAUUCCUUUUUUUGUGGUUAAAUCGGCAUCCGGUAUACAUUUAAAUAAGUACAUUUACGAGUAAAGAAGACUUUGUAGUUUUUACUUGCAAACAUUUAACAUUUAUCUUAGAAAUACCUUAGCUUGAGCUUGUACCGUAACUCACGUAAAACUAGUAACUUGUAGCGUCGCUUAGUGGCAGUGAUAGACUUAGCAUCGAUCCUUUAUCUCGUAACAAUGAUGUAGCAAGGCUUGUUUGUUGUUCAGAGCCAAAUAUACGAGUUUGUAGCUUUUAGAUAACUUUAAUAUAAGUAGUGUCAUCUUUCGCUAUUCCGUGAUUAACUUCAAGAUAUUAUUCUAAAUAGCGUUACUGUUAGAGUGGGCAGGUUAUUUACUUGAUAUGAACCUGACUCAAGCAAAGGUGUUCACAAUACAAAUAUAGAUUUUAUUCCAGUAUAAAGAUGUUUUAUGUGACAAUUUAGUAAACUUAUCACCUUAAUUCAUUGCCUUAAUGCCAACCGUUUAGACUUACUCGAAGCAUUCAAAUAUAGUGAGAACCGCAAAUAGUAGGAGAUGAGAGUAAUAUAAUAUUAGUCAUUAAGUUAGUUGUUAAGUUUUAGUACUGCCAACUGCUUGUCGGUGGUAAUGAUACCAGGGGCUCGAUCCUGCUAAUUUUAUUUAAGCGACAUUUGAUAUUCUAACUAAAAUUCAAUCACGACUCAAUUACAUUUGAAGGGUAUGUGGCAUUCCGCCAUUUUUUCUUUUUAAAUAAACGUUUUUAUCCUUUUCUGUGAUUCAAUAAUGAAUUAUAUUGUAAUAUGAUUGAAGCAGACUACCCUAUAUACCAAAUGGCAGAACAAUGGCAAACCAAUGAAAUGUCAUUAGAAUACGAUGGAUCUUAUAUUAGUAGCAGAAGAGAUUCAAUUGUCAGAUUUUUAAGUUAGCAUAAUCAAGCUCCUGGUCACGUAUGACACUUUCCUAGCGAGUGAGUGCCUGUUAUAAUGGUCGCGAUACCAGCGUCAGGCAGUGGGCAGUACCUAGCGAGAUAAUUCCGCUGCGGCUGAGUUACCGAUACCUCUUCCACCGACACUCUUGUCGCGCCCACCGCGUAGCAUGACUGUUCCUACGGUUAUUGCCAACAAAUAACCGUCUCUUCAGAUUGCGGUAAGUGGUGAAUACUUGCAUGUAACCAAGUGCCCAAGAUCAUCCACCAGUAACUUGCUCUGCAAGACAAACUUGUGGAGUUUAUGGUACCCUACUCGAAAAUGAUCGUGCGAAGUCAUGUCAAAAAUACAUAAAAUUACAUGCUGAAAAUCGUUUGUUUCUAUUGUUCUACCGACAAAAGUUGUAUGUUUAACGGUCAUGCUACGUGUGCCAGAAGUUAUACGCCUGCACAGCAGCUUCACUAAAAGUCUGAUAGUUAAGACUGAUGUUCAAUUCGAGCACGAUAUUAAUACACCAGAGGUUAUAUUAAAUGCAGAUUAUAUUUAUACAAGUUUGUGUGUGUUUGCUACAAAUACGAGCAUGUAUAUGUAGUACUAUAAAAUACGAACCAAAGUUAUAUUUGAAAAGUUUGCACUUGAAAAGACUGCUAAGUUAUAUACAACAGGCGAGACGAGAGCGUCAGUGGAAUAGCAAAUAUAAUAACUCACCAUUCGAUGAUGUGCAGUCAGACUGAUUUAGAUGUAAGUAGAAUAGGUUACUCGGAACGUGUUUACUUGUGACGACAGUAUUGAAUUGACAGAAAAUGUUUCUACUAUUCCUCUUGGUCAGUUCUAAUAGUUAGGCUCAUGCCCUUUUUUAUGUGUGAAAUUUCAGUCUAUGACUGGAGACAUAAUUUUUCAGGCUCUGUGAUUAGUAUCUCUACUGAGAAGUAUAAAACAUAUAAAAUAAAUAAAAAUAGGGGGAAAAAUGGUAAAGGAGAAUUAAUAUUUAAACAAUGCAACAACACCAAACUCCUCCAGUAUAUUCUGAGAGAAGUACAUAGAAGAAAAAUCACGACAUCAAACACUCCAUCUUGCAUAUUAUCGUCACAUGUAGAAUCGGUCCGAAUAUAAUUUAAGUGUAGUAGCUGCUUAGAGCCAAGACCACAUACGAGAAAUAUACAUUUAUCUUAUAGUUGCUAAUAAUGAUGUGUUCAGUAAAUUGCUCCUCCACUUACAAUUUUAAUAAAAUACGCUUACAAAAGGCCUCAAGUAUUAUCAAAAUUAAUAUAUACAGCUUACAUUAUAAUAAAAAAAUAUUCAUAACAAGUAAGUGCUUUAGCUCCUUGUAACUAACGACGUCUAAUUUUACAAGGACCAUUUCCAUUUUGCUGUGAGAACUUAGUGUGAACCUGCGGGCCUAGCAUGGCGAUUCUAUCUCUAUUCUACCAAGAAACGACAAAGCUCUUUCUUUCCCACUCGACAUGUCUUCUACCCGAGCAUGGCGCGAGCUGUAGACUCGCGUUUCUAUCAAGAGAAAGACUUUCCAUAGCAACGGAUAAGUAGCUAGUGAUGGGUCGUUCUGCGAUGAAUUUACGUUUAGUUAGCCAAAAAAAAUGUGUCAAUGCACUAUUUUUCACGCAUGAACCUAUACAUAAACUCACGUAACUCAAAGUAACAACAAAACGUAUUCAUCGAACUUAUUUUUUAUCUGUGGAACUAAAAUGGUUCAUGUUUGUUUGUUUACAAAAAACGAUUAUUGUUGUUGAUUUUACGUAUAUAAAUAUUGGUGAUUAUUACUGCAUGCGGCAAGGAAAAACGUACGAAGUCCCAUCCAAUAAACAGAGAAGAUAGUAUCCCGAUCCAUUGGGAAAAGAAGGCCACGAUAAAGAAGAAUAGGUCCGUAUUCAAAAGCUGCUGAAAAAAUAUGGAAAAGAACGAGUUCUUGGCUUACAAUGCUGACACGAGAAACAUUCUAUUAAUUACAAAAAAAGGAUGCUAAAUGACAACUGGGUCGUCAGUUUACAAAUUAUAAAUUAUUGAAAUGAUAUCAUUUAAUAAAGAAUGUGAAUGUUAAAAUCAUAA
This is a messenger RNA of Helicoverpa armigera (cotton bollworm), 6703 nucleotides long. RefSeq names its product nuclear pore complex protein Nup133 (gene Nup133). Lineage: Eukaryota; Metazoa; Arthropoda; Insecta; Lepidoptera; Noctuidae. Gene Ontology annotation, cellular component: nuclear pore outer ring. The coding region runs from base 101 to 3457 and encodes 1118 amino acids. Gene Ontology annotation, molecular function: protein binding; structural constituent of nuclear pore. The transcript is spliced from 22 exons. The record is from RefSeq and is a predicted model, not a curated record. Gene Ontology annotation, biological process: poly(A)+ mRNA export from nucleus; transcription-dependent tethering of RNA polymerase II gene DNA at nuclear periphery; protein import into nucleus.